AAAGUAAUGAAAAUUUUCAAUCCCGCUCAUUUUAGCCUAUUCGCGGUCAUGUGUUUCCCCAAAAUCCCCAAACCUUUCUGAACCAACCCAAAAUCCCUAAAAUCUCUAAAACCAAAAUCCCCAAAAGCAUUUGAUCAAAAAAAAAAAAAAAUUCCCCAAAGCCCUUGAGCCAAAAUUCAACGAUGGUGACGGACGACAACGGUGAUCGACGAUGGCUAGCAGCGAGGGAGCAGCGAAGCAGAGUCACGAAGCAGAGUUAGAUGACCUAGGGUAAAUCACGAACCAACCAGAGGCCUAGGAUCAGAAGCGACAAAGAUCAUAUUAUAUACAUAUAUAAUAUGUAUGUAUAGUGAUAUAGAGGGAGAGAAAGUGAAGAAACACGUAAACUAAUAUGGUCCGUGUAUGCAACUGAAGAACACGAUUCUUCUUCUUCUUCUUCUUCUUCUUCACUCUCCUCAUUCCAUUCACCAUCGUUUUUCUUCAAUUCGCAAAUCGCUUCUGUUCCGAUCGAGUCUCUCUUCGUCUCUGCAAAUGAAGAAGGAAGCUUCAUCGUUUUUAUUGACCUCGGAAGGGCUCGAAGACGUUGAUGAGUUCGUCGGGAUUGAAAUGCAGGCGAGCGAAGUCGGUUCAUCCGUGACGUUUGAACGGUUUUGUCAUGUGAAUAGAUCUCAUGCAGAUUGGGAAGCUAGCUUUCUGAGAAAAUCGCUUCGAAGAGACACAGUUAGCGUAAGUGAAAUAGAGGCUCUUUAUGAACUAUUUAAGAAGAUUAGCAGUGCAGUAAUUGAUGACGGUUUAAUCAACAAGGUAUUUGACUUGUUUGACACAAAACAUAAUGGCAUCCUAGGCUUUGAAGAAUUUGCCCGCGCACUCUCUGUAUUUCAUCCGAAUGCCCCUAUCGAUGAUAAGAUUGAGUUUUCGUUUCAACUGUACGAUCUCAAGCAGGAAGGUUUUAUUGAGAGGCAAGAGGUGAAGCAAAUGGUAGUGGCAACUCUUGCAGAAUCUGGUAUGAACCUUUCAGAUGAUGUUAUAGAGAGCAUCAUUGACAAGGUGCUCCCUCAACCCGAGUUAAUUAAAGUAGCAUCUAUUUAUCAUAUAUAUGAAUUUAAUUAGCUCUAGGCAUCCAUAUCUAAUGUAAUAGUAUGUGCCUUGUUUUCUUCAUCCUCAUCCUUUUCAUUUUUAAUUUAAUUUAAUUUUUUCUAUCUUGGUUCUUUUCUCUUACUAGUCAUACGGAUUCAAAUUUAUUUUGUUACGCUCUUUGUGCACUUUGUUUCUAAAAGCAAGCAGUUAAACUAGGGUGUAAUGUUCUAUAAGGAGAUAAUUUACUCUAAAAGUGCUUUAUUCAUCUUCUGUCAUUCUUUCUUUUUUGUUGUUUUGUUUGUUUGUUUGGUUCCCUCCCCUCCACAUAAAGACAACUAGUAGUUAAUAGAAAUAUUUUUUGCUGUAUUUCUCUUGUUAAACCUACUUUUUGAGGAUUAAAUUGCCAAUUGAAGCUCCCAUGGUUUUACAAUCAUCACCUUACAUAACCAGAUGUGGCAUUUUUCAAGCAACCUACCAAUGGCAAUAUGAAUAGUCAAAUAUGAGUCAUGCAUAAAAUAACGGGUGCUAGUUUCUGAUAUUUAAUUUCUGGAAAAUUGCAUUUUAGUGGGAACAACUCAAAAUUGGGGUAACCACUGGUUCAGUCCGGUGGUUUUUACCUUGGCCUACUAACCUUGAGGUUAUGGGUUCAAGUCUGAGGACAACAAUUUUGUGCAUUUAUGCCAAAUGUUAGACCUAAAUUAUUUAAUUAUUGAGAAUAUAUUAACAUUUAUAUCGAUUUUUAUUUUUGUUUCCAAACAUUUUACAAAUGUUUUUCCAUGUAUAUUUUGAAAUGAAACAGAGUCCAAACAUAAUUAUUAUAUUUUUUAUAAAUAAAUAAAAAACACUAGUAUGAAACAUAAUGUUCAAGUUUCAAACACCAAAAACGAAACUUUGGCUCUUCAUAAAUUUGUUGUGUUGUUGACUGUUAAGAAUUCAGGAACAGGCAUAUGAAUGCUUUUGAAAUUAAUAUGUUGUUGUCAUGUGAAUAGCAAUACUGGACAAAAUGUACAAAUUACAGUGCAAUGGAUCAGUUGUCAUAAGGUGAGAAAACAAAUCAAAUAGGGUGAACUUUCAGGAUCUAUAUCAAUGUAAGAGAUUUAGCCUAAUAAUCCACCAGAUAAGAAAACCCAAACCUGAAGAAGAUAGACAGAGGUGGGAAGCAAUCUAUUCAUGAUCUCAUUUUUGCCAACCAUAUCUCACUUUGUUAAAAGAAAUUGUUAUAAAUUGUGACAUGUAAGGACAUAAUGUUCUUUCCUCAAAACAAUCAGUUUUAAUGCCAUCAGAGUCGUGAGUCAAAAAUAAACAAAUAAAUAUUCCUAGAACCUUUGGCUGCAACAAAAGUAUGAAUCCUUAUUCUGCCAAUUUUUUAUGUUUUUCUGUAAUUAAAAUAUUAACACAAUUAUAUUGUCAUUAAUUAUUUUUAUUUUGU
This is a messenger RNA of Camellia sinensis, 2506 nucleotides long. The record is from RefSeq and is a predicted model, not a curated record. Lineage: Eukaryota; Viridiplantae; Streptophyta; Magnoliopsida; Ericales; Theaceae.